AUGUUCUCUCUCAGGAAUUCAGUGCGCCAAAUGCCCCGGUGGGCACAGAUUCGCUCUGUGUCGACCUUGGAAGGCAAUCCUCACAUAUACGUGUUUCCCAAGAAUGGCACCAACAUACUGUCCUUGCUCCCUUCUGAGCCAACCAAUCCCGACCUGGCCAUCGGUGUCUCAUCCAAACUACCUCCGACGCCAGACUCAUUCAAAGAGAACCCUAAGUUCCUGGAAACUUUGCAAGAUGUCAUGACUGAGCAUGGCCACAAAGAUCCCGACGCUAUAUCGCAAGCACAGGUCAUGGUGUCUACGUCAGGAGCUAAUCUGAGCACCGGCGGGGUGCUUUUGACUGGGGGACGUACGAGGAAACGCCGCAGCGAGGGCGAUUCCAGCGGCGGAGCCAGUGGUCAAGGCGGCGCUGGCUCGGCUGGGAGAGGUGGUUGGAUUCAUCUUUCGGACAACCGACGGCCACCUGAGUAUGGCCGUAUCGCUUGGCCGGAAGAUAUCUUCGGGAGCUUGGAAGUCGACGGGGAAGGAAACUUCGUGGGUGGGAACGGUAACUACCAGUCGAGCGGGACGUAUCGCGUUGUGACUCGGGAUGGAAUUCUGGGGCUGAGCCCAUUUCUGCGAGAAAAGCUGGUGCAAAAGCUGCGCCAGCAGGAG
Messenger RNA from Aspergillus japonicus CBS 114.51, 654 nucleotides. RefSeq lists its product as uncharacterized. The annotation marks the transcript as partial. The transcript has 5 exons. Lineage: Eukaryota; Fungi; Ascomycota; Eurotiomycetes; Eurotiales; Aspergillaceae. The record is from RefSeq and is a predicted model, not a curated record.